CCGUGCGUACAUAUUAAUAUCUGGUGGUGGACAGAGCGGUCAGUGACGCUCAUAUUUGACGACGGAUUUCACCAUGACGCAGGAAAAUACUAGUCCAGAUUUUGUGGAGAUCGAUUCUAAUACUCGGACAGAUGAUGAGUCGGGGUAUGGGGAGAGUCUGCAAUCAGAAUGGACAUCGCUGCGCAGCAGUAUCAUGGAAUAUAAUUUUGAAAACGGUCGACGCUAUCAUGCUUACCAUGCGGGCUCAUAUUGGGGCCCAAACGACGAAAAGGCCAUGGAACAGCUAGAUAUAGGACACCAUGUCUUCAACCUCCUCCUAAACGGACGACUCCAUCUUGCGCCAAUACCAGGGAAUGUUGGGCGAGUCCUCGACGUCGGAACAGGGACUGGUAUAUGGGCCAUCGACUUCGCAGACAUGCACCCCUCCGCAACAGUCAUCGGAACAGAUCUCUCACCCAUCCAACCAGCCUGGAUCCCACCCAACCUCCACUUCGAAGUUGACGACUGCUGCGAUGAAUGGGUAUACAGCAGAGACAGCUUCGACUUCAUCCACGUCCGCGGUCUCUACGGCUGCGUAGUAGACUGGGACAGAUUUUACAAAGAAGCACUCAAACACCUAAAGCCAGGCGGUUAUAUGGAACAAGUCGAAGUCUCGGUGGUCCCCAAAUCCGACGACAGAAGCACGGACAACACGAUCUUCGAAGAAUGGGGCAAGGUCUCGCUGCAAGCGGGAGAUGCAUUCGGGAAGACGCUCCGGAUAGUCGACGAGGCGAAGGACAGGAUGAUCAAGGCGGGUUUUAUCGACGUACAAGAGCAUCGGUUUAAGUGUCCUAUCGGCCCGUGGGCGAAGGAUGAACGGUUGAAGGUGUUGGGGAAGUAUAAUCGGUUGGAGUGGGAGACGGGCAUUGAUGGGUGGACUAUGAUGCUUUUGACUAAGGUUUUAAAUUGGACGCGUGCAGAAGUAGAGGUUUACCUUGCGCGCAUGCGCCAUGGACUUAGAGAUCCCAGUAUCCAUGCCUACCAAGAGAAGGUAGUAGUUUACGGCCGCAAACCGGAAAACCAAAUGAUGUAUGCAGCAGAGUGCCAGUGAUGUCAAGGAGAACUCAUUCCAUGGGUCACAAACGCCAUGCCUAUAGCUAAAAGAACAAGGCCCUUGGAUUGAGAUCUAUAUGUCCCAAGGGACUACCGUGCGCGCAUGAUGUCAGCGGCAGCUACUCCCGGUAGGCUAUUGAAUACACAUAGACCGACAACUACUUACAUUAACACCCUUUUUAAGGGAUGUUUAUCCUUUUUUUAAAAGGGAUGUUGGCGUGUUUAUACGUCAUUGUUCCUGUAUACGUCCGCAUCCCGUAUAGGAAGUGGAUGAAGGGAUUUGAUGAGUGGCUUGUAGGCUUAGAUAUGUAGUAGUAGGUUAACUUGUGCGCAAUGACGUAUUUAAAGUAGGAUGGCAUAUAUAUUGCCUAUUAAUGUUGAGUUCGA
This is a messenger RNA of Aspergillus alliaceus, 1479 nucleotides long. RefSeq names its product class I SAM-dependent methyltransferase. The coding region runs from base 74 to 1090 and encodes 338 amino acids. Gene Ontology annotation, molecular function: methyltransferase activity. The record is from RefSeq and is a predicted model, not a curated record. Lineage: Eukaryota; Fungi; Ascomycota; Eurotiomycetes; Eurotiales; Aspergillaceae. The transcript has 11 exons.